UUAAAUUUUUUGACACUUGUUUACACAUUUUCUUGAGACUGCUUCAAUUUGUAUUUGUGUUUUCGGAAGUUAAUUUUAAUUUAUUAAUAAUGUCCGAUGAAAAAUCAGAAAAGAAACCAAAUAUUCUAGUAACAGGUACUCCGGGUGUCGGCAAAUCACAUUUAUGUGCCAAAGCAGCUGAAAAGCUAAACUUCAAGUGGUGGGAUGUUUCCAAAAUAGCCAAAGAAAAGAAUUUUGUUGAAGAACAUGACGAUGAAUAUGAUUGUCCAAUAUUAGAUGAAGAUAAGCUUCUUGACUAUUUAGAACCAAAAAUGGACGAAGGAGGCAACAUAGUCGAAUAUCAUGGUUGUGAAUUCUUUCCAGAACGUUGGUUUCAAGUUGUAUUUGUUGUUACUUGCAAUAAUACAACACUCUUCGAUCGUCUCAAGGAUCGAGGUUAUAAUGAAAAGAAGCUCAAGUCCAACAUUGAGUGUGAAAUAUUUAAACUGAUUGAGGAAGAAGCCAAGGCGUCCUAUUCUGAUGAUAUUGUUUUUGAACUAAAAGGUGACACAGCACAAGAUGCUGAAAAUAGUAUUAAGAUUAUAAGAAACUGGUAUUCAGCAUGGAAGAGAAAGUAAAUAAAUCAUAUUAAAGUUAUAC
This is a messenger RNA of Episyrphus balteatus (marmalade hoverfly), 639 nucleotides long. It is a transcript of the gene Ak6, whose product is annotated as adenylate kinase isoenzyme 6 homolog. Gene Ontology annotation, molecular function: ATP hydrolysis activity; AMP kinase activity; ATP binding. The transcript has 3 exons. Bases 90 to 617 code for a protein of 175 amino acids. Lineage: Eukaryota; Metazoa; Arthropoda; Insecta; Diptera; Syrphidae. The record is from RefSeq and is a predicted model, not a curated record. Gene Ontology annotation, cellular component: cytoplasm; nucleus.